Hypanus sabinus (Atlantic stingray) is the source of this 1157-nucleotide messenger RNA. RefSeq names its product G-protein coupled receptor 55-like. Lineage: Eukaryota; Metazoa; Chordata; Chondrichthyes; Myliobatiformes; Dasyatidae. Gene Ontology annotation, molecular function: G protein-coupled receptor activity. The transcript has a single exon. Gene Ontology annotation, cellular component: membrane. Gene Ontology annotation, biological process: phospholipase C-activating G protein-coupled receptor signaling pathway; positive regulation of Rho protein signal transduction. The record is from RefSeq and is a predicted model, not a curated record. The coding region runs from base 168 to 1136 and encodes 322 amino acids.
GCCAUAAGCUGGUGUGAAAACAUGGACUGUAAUGACCUGCUGAAGAAAACCUCUGUGUCCUUGGUAAUUUUGUUGCUGCAUAGCUAUUACUGAAGCAAUUCAACAAUGGUUUUUACUUCUUAAGCUGAGAGCAAUAAUCUCUUCUGCUUCUCUGACUCCUAACAAAAAUGUCCUGUUUUAAUGCAACGCAACAUCUGAAGACAGAAAUGUACUCUUUCAGCAACACCACGCAAGGUGAAUUUAUGAAGACAUUCCAGUACCUGUUGCACAUCCCUACUUUCACCCUGGGACUGAUCAUCAAUUCAGUGGCACUCUGGAUACUCUGCUUCAGGUUGAAGAAUUGGACUGAGAAUGUGAUCUACAUGACAAACCUGAUAUUUUCUGAUAUCCUGUUGCUUUUCUCUCUGCCUUUCAAAAUGCACGCCUACCAGACGGGAGAGCACUGGAGUCUCGGUUCAGUCUUCUGUCAGUUUGUGGAGUCCCUGUACUUUGUCAACACCUACGGGACCAUCCUGUUAAUCAUGCUGAUAUCUCUGGAUCGUUACAUUGCUAUCAAGCACCCCUUUCUGGCCAGAACCCUCAGAUCUCCAAAGAAAGCAACAAUUGCCUGCACUGUUCUGUGGCUCUGUGUCUGGUCUGCAAGUAUUCCAAAUUACUUGCAAGAAGAAAAUGAUGAACACUGCUUUAAAGAUUUUGCUAAGUUUUGGUGCCCUGGCAGAAUUCCUCUGAGCAUGAUCACAGUGUUUUUAGUUGCUGCAUCUGUUGUGAUUUUCUGCAGUGCUCAAAUUAUAAGAACACUGCAAAGAGUAGAUGAAGAGAGGGAUGACGUUGACACCAAGAUAUCAAGGAAAAUAAUCUCUUCCAAUCUGGUCACCUUCCUUCUCUGCUUUACUCCGUAUCACCUAGCCCUUUUCCUGUACUUUUUGGUAAGAAAUUCUUACAUAGCAGAACAUUAUCUGAUAUCCCUGAGGGUGUUACUCCAGAUCUGUCAGUGCUUUGCCACAACAAACUGUUGUCUGGAUGCAAUGUAUUACCAUUUGAUCAUUAAGAAGUUCUGGAAAUCAGAAAAUGAACAGCUAAAAAGAAAUGUUUUGCUGUCAAUUGUGGUUAGCUUUAAGAAUUCAAUUUGUCUUUAACUCAGUUAUUUAAAAACUUGU